AUGUCCUCCGCCUUCCUCGCCACCGCCGUCCUGCUGGGCUCCUCCGCGGUGAUGGCCUUCGUCCUGCAGCCCUCCGACGUGGAGCCUGCCGCCGGCCGACCACACAGGUGCCCGGGCGAGUCGUGGCAGUCGGUCAGGAAGGGCCUCCUGGAGGCGCUGGGCCUGCGGACCGAGCCCCGGCUGGCUGCCGGGGCGCUGGACGGCGUCAGGGAGCAGUGGCAGAGGACGUUCAGCAGCAUCUCUCACAGAGUCCUCAACCCUGCAUCUCCAACCGUUUCCCCGCCGUCACAGGAGGCCGGAAACAGCACCGGCCCGAGGUGCUGCCCUGUGACCUCCCAGGUCUUCAUGAAAGACCUGGGCUGGGACACCUGGGUGAUCCAGCCUCCGAGCCUCACCCUGGUGCAGUGCGCUCUGUGCAGCGCCGCCGGCCACACCGUGCCGUGUCCGCCGCCUCCGGCCGGCGCUCAGGAGCCCCCCCCAUGCUGCCAGCCCUCCUCCCUGGAGAUGGUGCCCGUCCUCUACAUGGAUCAGUUCAGCACUCUGGUCAUCUCGUCGGUGCAGCUGCCUCGCAGCUGUGGCUGUGGACCCGGCGGCGUCCAGCAGCCCGGCGGCGUCCAGCAGCCCGGCGGCGUCCAGCAGCCCGGCGGCCAAUAG
Messenger RNA from Salarias fasciatus (jewelled blenny), 654 nucleotides. Its product is annotated as growth/differentiation factor 6-like. The record is from RefSeq and is a predicted model, not a curated record. NCBI's taxonomy places the organism in Eukaryota, Metazoa, Chordata, Actinopteri, Blenniiformes, Blenniidae. Gene Ontology annotation, molecular function: growth factor activity. The transcript is spliced from 5 exons. Bases 1 to 654 code for a protein of 217 amino acids.